This is a messenger RNA of Acaromyces ingoldii, 1722 nucleotides long. RefSeq lists its product as hypothetical. The record is from RefSeq and is a predicted model, not a curated record. NCBI's taxonomy places the organism in Eukaryota, Fungi, Basidiomycota, Exobasidiomycetes, Exobasidiales, Cryptobasidiaceae. Bases 1 to 1722 code for a protein of 573 amino acids. The transcript has a single exon.
AUGGCAGAAAUGAUGAAGAGCAAGGGCAGGCUCCCUCUUCUUCAUAUCCUUCCGCUAGUCUUGCAGCUCGCCAGCCUGGUCCUCGUCCUCCUCGUCUUGACUAAUCCGGCGCCGUUUAACGGUAGCGGCAAGCUCAGCCUCUUCACCAUUGAGCCCAAGUCGCUCAAUGUGACAUCGUCUUCGGCAAAUGACACUUCUUCGUAUCUCCUGACCCUUCCGUCUUCAUCGACGACAAAUACUUCCAGUCAACCAAAUGCUACGGUGGGCGUCAACACGACAACGACGUCGGUCUCCUUGCCUGCGUCUGCCACGACAGCCGCGACUUCAACUACGACACCCAAGAAACGAGAGCUGGAGCGGACCAACGUCAAGCGGGAGAAUGUCACGGACGUGCCCUACUAUGGCAAUGGCACCAACGUCACCGUGUCCAACGGAGACGGUGUGGCGGCUCGCGAGCUGUCGCGCAUCGCCAUGAAGCUGGGUCCACUGGGCUCCUGCUUCCGCGACGCCAAGGGCGACUGGAGCUGCACUUCGGCCCGGCUCGCAUCGACGUUCGACUAUGCGCAGCUCGAAGGAGUCGGUGUGCGGUUCAAGACGGCGGGUAUGCUCACCGGCAUCAGCACCUCGCCCUCGCUCCUCCUUAUCGCCCUCCUCGCCCUCGUCGUCAACGUCGCCGUCGCCGCGCCCAUCAUGAUGGCCAAGACGAUGCCGGCCAAGUUUGGGAGCAUUCUCGAGAGUGGACCACGCGAGAGAGGCCUCCGAGGCGCACUCGACGCCACCUUUUGGCUCCUCAUCCUCUCGUGGCUGUUCACCGUGGGCUCCGGUCUGAGCAUGCGCAUCAGCCUUUCCAAGGCCAAGACAGCUUUCAAUGCCGCCAAUGCAGGUCUCGCGCUGCCUCUCGAGUCGACGGUGGACCACAACACGUCUGGCGUGACCCUCGCAGCCGAUAUCGGAGGAGAGUUCGGACUGCUGUGGAUGGCGCUGCUCCUCAUGGCCACCUCGGCUUUUCUGAUGCGAAAGCGAACGCAGAGGGACCGCGCCGUCGCCGAAGCGCGCGCAGACCUCGAGGCACAGUACGGCCGCAAGGUCUUUGAGGCUGGCGAUUCGCUGUCGAGUCAAGCCGUCGUCACAUCCCGCAGCGUGCCAGCCCGCAGCGUCUCGACAAAGAGCACGUUGGCUGCACCUACCAAGAACGAGCAUCUCUACAUCCACCACCCAUGUCCUCCGCAGCAGACGCACGUCGACAUCCACGAGCUUCGAAGCCAGCCCAGCCUGCCGUCUCUGAGACAUGUGUACGACAUCGACAGCCCCGGCGCGGCGCCAUUCUCGGGGUAUUACAGCCAUCACGAAGAGGUCUUGCGGGAUGACAAGUCAAAUCCGUCGCCACGACCUCCUCUGUCGUCCUCGUCCUCGUCGUCUUCACAUGGGCCUAGGGGCUACUUUGGCGACCUCAAGAGGAGCAACACCAUUGAUGCAUGUCCUACCAACGAUCGAAGCAUCAGUCCGGCGCCGAGCUACUGGACACAGGCGGCGUCGUGCUACAAUGGUCAAGAGAGGGAGAGGGACCGCCUCGAGCGGGAGAGGCGUCUCGAAGCGCUAGAGGCUGAAGAGAUGGCUGCCAAGAGGCAGAGAGAGCGUGAGAUGAUGAGUGCGCUCCGCAAAGAAAGGGAGAGAGAAAGAGAGACGAGCAGCGACUCGCGGAACUACAAUGCGCACUGGUGA